Fusarium verticillioides 7600 is the source of this 866-nucleotide messenger RNA. RefSeq lists its product as hypothetical. The transcript has 4 exons. NCBI's taxonomy places the organism in Eukaryota, Fungi, Ascomycota, Sordariomycetes, Hypocreales, Nectriaceae. Bases 310 to 648 code for a protein of 112 amino acids. The record is from RefSeq and is a predicted model, not a curated record. Gene Ontology annotation, molecular function: zinc ion binding.
CGACGCCGGAGCUCUUUGAAACGGCUGUAUUUUGCUUCUGAAGCCUCCAACGUCAGAGAAUUUCAUACCCAUCUACAAAACCUAUCAACUCGGCUCCUUUUCGCAUUUCACAACAUGUUUGCUCUAUAUCUCACAGCUGACUUGCAAGGGGUCACAAACUUGCGCCCCGACGACACUCAAGACAACCCUUUUUGGUACAUGUUCAAGGUUCAGUGUACUUCUUGUCGAGAGACUCAUGCAAACCAUGUUGGAGUCAACCGGUUUGUACGUAACGGCUCGCCAGGGUUGAAAACGGUAUACUAAUACCUUAUGAAGGAGACCAAUGAGAUGAGUGGAAGUCGAGGAGAGGCCAACUUUGUAUGGAAGUGCAAGAACUGCAAGCGAGAGUCGUCAGCCUCUGUCAAGGCUGGACCUUUUCCUUAUGAGCAAACUGAACCAGCCAAGCCUCAAAAGAUCCUCGAGUUCGACUGCAGAGGUCUCGAGUUCACUGAGUUCAAGGCUGAGGGUGAAUGGUUGGCCGAAGGCGCCGAGACGGGGACCAAGUUCACUGGUAUCGACUUGGAGGAGGGCGAGUGGUUCGAAUAUGACGAGAAGUCUAACGAGGAAGUGAGCAUCAAUGAUGUCAAGUGGGAAGUCCGCCGCUCUUAAGAUGACUUGAAGUUCGGUAUAUGGACGUCUUGGGUUGAGCUGUUUGGUGUUUUGGAGCGUCGGGGCAGAGAUGUUGUGUUAUUCGGAUAGGAUAGAAAAGCCAUAUAAAAGAGAUGCAUUCGAGCAGGCCCGAGGAGUGAGAUGCCCCUACAACAUAGUCAUAAGCAAACCGGCUUCGAAUGUGAAAGAUAUAAGUUGUUGGUUAAUCAUCCCCUGCC